Molecule: messenger RNA, 3918 nt
Organism: Aureococcus anophagefferens
Lineage: Eukaryota; Pelagophyceae; Pelagomonadales; Pelagomonadaceae
Exons: 3
Coding region: 1-3918 (1305 amino acids)
Molecular function (GO): protein binding
Source: RefSeq, a predicted model, not a curated record
AUGGCAGCCGACGAGCCGCGCUGGGAGAAGCCGCAGGCCGCGACGUUCGCGUGCAAGUUCGACGUCGUGCUGUCGCAGCCCCAGCGAGACCGCGCGCCGGUCCAGGACGCCGUGCAGGCGCUCCUCGUGGGCGAGGCCCACUUCGUGCGCGCCCUCGUCUCCGGGUCGACGGCGCUGUCGGCGUCCGCCGGCGAGGCGCUGGACAAGGCCAUCGGCGUCGCGGACGCGCAGCGCGCGGGCGGCGUCCACCGCGUGCCGCUCGUCGGCGGCCUUCUCGGCUGGGUCGUGGCGCCGCUCGCCGCGCGGCUGCCCUACGCGUCGGCCGCGCGGCGCCGCGAGGUCGACGAGGGCACGGCCUGCGCGGCGCUCCUGCGGCUCUACCGGGGCGCGCUGCGGUGCGCGAACGGCGCGCUCGUGACGGGCGCGCUGGACCUGCGGCGGUCCUACGUGCUGUUUCUCGGCGUGGGCAAGGACGACGGCGACCCGGAGGCCGUCGCGGCGGGCCUGGCGCGCUGGGGCCGGGGCGCCUUCGCCGCGUUCCUCGAGUUCGCGCCCGCGGCGGCGCGCGCGGCGUUCGCGGUGGCGACGGCGUCGCUCGCGGCGGUGACGGACGGCGACGAGGGCCUCCGCCAGCUCAACGCCGUGCACCGGAGCCCGCGGUCGCUGGCGCGGCGCCACGCCGCUUUAGGCGUCGCCCUCUUCCACGUGGCCAUGAGCCGGCGCCACGAGGACGCGGGCGAGGACGCGCUGCGGGACGCGUACCUGGACGAGGGCCUCCACGUGCUCCGGGACGAGCUCCGGCGCAUGCCGGACAACGCGGCGGCGCACUGGGCCGCGUCCCACGCCGUGCGGCGCAAGGGCGACCGCGCGUCGGCGCUCGCGCACCUCGGCGCCGUGUCGCGGCUCGCGGCCGCGGGCGUCGAGGGCGACGGCGACGGCGGGCGGCGGCCGAGCCUCGACGGGGGGGCGGGCCGCGUCGCGUACCGGCCGCGCCUCGACCACGCCAUGCUCCUCUGCGGCGACCUGCGCUUCGAGGAGGCGCGGACCGCGCUCGCGCCGCUCGUCGCGGCCGAGAGCGACUACGGCGCCAAGUGCAUGGCGCUGUCGUGGAUCGCCGCGGUGUGUAGUUGUCUGGACGACGUCGACGGCGCGAGGGACGCCUACGCCGCCCUGCUGAAACACCCGGACAAGGGCCGCGUCGACGCCGUCCUCGCGCGGCGCGCGCGGGUCGCGUCGACGCGGUCGAGCGCGAUGCUCGCCAAGCUCGCGCUGCCCGAGCUGCUGCUCAUGAUGGGGCACCUGGCGCACUACGCGCGGGACGACCCGCACCUGCUCGAUCUCCUCGAUCUGUAUCGCCCCGUGCAGCACGCCGCCGAGGCGCGCUACGAGCCGUCGAAGAAGAACGACCGGCCGCGCGAGGAGCUCGCGGCCGCGUGCCUCUGCGAGGGCGCGCUCCUCCAGUGCUGCCGCGUCGACGACGCGCGCUGCGAGGACCUGCUCGCGCGCGCGGCGGAGCUCGGGGACGCGCGGGGGCUCGAGGACCCCUUCCACCGGCCCUUCGCGCACUACGAGCUCGGGCUGCUGUAUCGCCGGACGGGCGACGAGGACCGCGCGGUCCGCCACCUCCGGAAGGCGCGCGACGCGGCGCCGGGCUUCUCCUUCGACAAGGCCCUGUCCAUGCGCGCCCAGUUCCCCCUCGAGGCCAUCCUCAAGGACCGGGAGCUCCGCGCCGCGUCGCCCCUCGACGCCGCGCCGCCCGCGCCGCGCCUCGCCGCGGCGCCGCCGGACGAGCCCGCGGACGCGCCGCCGGCCGACGGCGACGAGAAGGACGACGACGACGACGGCCUCGACAUCGACGAGGACGACGGCCGGGCCUACGCCUCCGCGGCCUGCAAGGCGGCGAAGCUGCCGGCCAAGGGCGCCGCGGCCGUGCUCCGCGAGCGGCUCCGGGACGCGGCGCCCGAGGAUGCGGCGCCGAAGGCGGUGGACGUCGCCGUCGCGGCGGGCGCGGCGGUGGACGUCGACGCCGCGGUCGCGGCCGACGACGACGACGCCGUCUUCGCCGCGCUCCUCGGCGACGCGGACGCGGGCGUCGCCGCCGCGGCGCCCGACGACGACGACGACGAUUUCUUCGCGGCGCUGCUCGCCGGCGGCGACGACGAGGACUACGUCGCGGCGGCGCUCGCGACGGCCGCGGACGCCGCCGUCGACGGCGUCGCGGACGCGCGGCGCGCGCUCUCGGCCGAGGCGCGGAGCGGCUCCGCGAGCCGCAUCCGCGCGGCCUGGGCGCGCUUCGCCGAUGCCUGCGAUGGGAGUGACGAGGCGCCGAGCGAGGGCGACGCGUGCCUCGCGCUGCGGCCCUACGGCGCGAGCGGCGCGUGCGACGAGGCCCGGGCCGUGCUCGAGGACGUCGAGCGCCUGGGCCGUAACGGGACGGCGCGCGAGUGGCAUUUAGCGUUGGAGGCCUUCUCGCGCGCGAAGCGGCCCGCCGACGCGGACCGGUUCCUGGGCGCCGCGCGGCUCCGGGGCGCGUUCCCGGCGCGGCCCGACGGCCGGCUCUAUCGGCAGGUGCUCAAGCACUGCGUCGGCGCGGCGAACUGGCGGCGGGCGCUCCACGUGCUCGAGGACAUGGAGGCGCAGAAGGUCGACGACGAGGAUCUGUCCGUGGACGCGCGGGACUGGAAUUUGGGAGUGUUCGCGGCGGAGCGGUUGGCCGUCGACGGCGCGAAGCGGGCCGCGACGAGGCGCGGGGCCAAGCGGGCGGUCAAGGAGGGCGACGCCGCGGCGCCGGGGCGCAUCCUCGCGGCCAUGGCGGCCCACGGCCACGCGCCGGAGCUCAAGGCCCUCGGCGCGGCCGUGAACGCGGCGCGGCACGCCGCGCGGCCGGAUCUCGCGCUCGCGCGGCUGUCGGAGCUCCGCGCGGCGGCGGCGGGGUCGACGCCGGCGCCCUGGGAGCCGGACUACCGCGCGGACGGAGUGGUCGCCGCUUUGGACGCCGUGAAGCGGGCCGCGGCGGCGCUCGACGGCGACGCGAGGGCGAGCGAGGCGACGCGCGACUCCUACGCGGCCGCGGCCGUCGCCGUGCUCGAGCAGUUCGCGCGCGACGACGACGGCGGCGAGGGCCCCGCGCGGCGCGCGGAUAGCCGCGGGUCCGACGCGCGCGCGGCGGCGUUCGAGCGCGCGUACGUGACGGCCGCGGCGGCGUGCGCGCGCGCGAGGCGGCCCGACGGCGCGCACGCGGCGAUGAUGGUCUGCAAGCGGCGCGCGGCCCAGGGCACGGGCGACUGGCCGUCGAUCCAGCUCUACAACGCGGUGCUCGACGCGUACGAGGCCGCGGGGAGAGGCGACGCCGCGAUCGCGCUGCUGGACCAGCUCCAGGCCGACGGCGUGCCCGUCGACGCCGUGACCUACAACAUCUGCCUGCGGGUCUGCGCCAAGGCCGGGGACCUGACCAAGGCGACGUCGCUCCUCGACGAGAUGUCCAGGGAGGUCGACGAGGCCGCGCGGCCCGACGUCUUCUCCUACACGACGGUCAUCCGCGCGUGCUGCGCGCCCGCGCGCGGCGGCCGCCGGCGGCGGCACACCCGCGACGACGGCGAGGGCACGGCGGCGGCGGCGCUCGACGUGCUCGACCGCUGCGUCGCCGACGCGCGCGUCGACCCGAACGAGGUCACGUUCCGCACCGCGCUCCGCGCGUGCGUCGGCCACCCGGACGACGACCCGCCGCCCUUCGCGCGCGCCAUCCUCGGCCUCGACGUCCUCGCGCGCAUGAACCGCGCGGGCUACCGCCGGAGCGACCUCGACGGCGCGACGCUCGGCCGCCUCGCCAAGGCCGCCGUCUCCGCGCGGUCCACGGACACGCUCCACGACGACCGCUACUUCGCCGCGCGCGCCUUCGACCUCCUGCCCGCGGAGUAA